This is a messenger RNA of Culex quinquefasciatus (southern house mosquito), 2240 nucleotides long. RefSeq names its product THO complex subunit 5 homolog (gene thoc5). The record is from RefSeq and is a predicted model, not a curated record. NCBI's taxonomy places the organism in Eukaryota, Metazoa, Arthropoda, Insecta, Diptera, Culicidae. The transcript is spliced from 3 exons. Gene Ontology annotation, cellular component: THO complex part of transcription export complex. Gene Ontology annotation, molecular function: mRNA binding. Gene Ontology annotation, biological process: mRNA export from nucleus; positive regulation of DNA-templated transcription, elongation. Bases 91 to 2172 code for a protein of 693 amino acids.
GCUGUCACAAAUAGUCGGCUUGUUUUCUGAAUCGCGGCGACCGCUCGAACUUUUUACUCCAAAACUUUCCUCAAAGAAAUUCCGCCCAAAAUGGUCAACAAAACCGACUCCAACGACCGCGAGCCCACGGACAAGAAGCGUAGGAAGACGACCUCGGUAACGGAACCGUCCCCAACGAAGCUGUCCAAGGAGGAAAUCUACACGAGCACGAUCGCGUUCGAGGAGCAGGAAGCGGCCAAGCGCAGCCCGGAGGCGGACUCGAAGCUGUUUCACGCGACCUGCGACGAGCUGCGCAAGCUGUUUGACGAGAUUGCGACGCAGAAGAAGGGGGACGGGGCGGCGUCGGAGGAGGUUAAGGGGAAGAUUGCGGAGAAGCGGAUCGAGGGUUCGUUGGCGUUUGUGGCGCUGAAGAAGCUGAACCGGUUGGAUAAGGUGCGAAUUCGGGAUGGGAAGGAGGCGCUGCAUAAGGAGAAGCUGCGCGUUGAUAGCAAUCGGCUGCAGUUGCAGAAUCUGCUGUACGAGGCGGACCAUUUGAGGAAGGAGGUUCAGCGGUGCUAUUUGUUCAAGAGCCAGGACGAAGAGAUUGAGCUGGUGCCGGUGGAGGAGUUUUACGAGAAGGCACCGGAGACGAUUUCGCGUCCGGAGAAGACGAAGGAGGAUGAACAUGCGAGAAGGAUUGCGCGGUUGGAGUGGGAGCUGCAGCAGCGGAAGGAGUUGGACGCGCUGUGCAAGGAGUUGCACUCGUCGAAGGCGAAGGUUGGGGGAGAGAUUGUUUCGAAGACGGAGCGAUUGGACUCGUUGGCGCCGAGGUUGAAGAAGCUGCUGGAGGCGACCAGGCCGCUGCAGGAAGCGCUGGAUAUGCCGAUUGAGAAGGGCUGGGAGAUUCAGAAGACGGUGCGGUUGCUGGUGCAGCCGUUGUACAUGUUGUACGCGAACGUAACGGCCUACGGGGAGGCUUGUGAUGCGCUGCUGUCCACUUCGGUGCAGGGUGAUGAGGAGGAAGCUCGGCAGAUUGAGUUGACUGGGAAUUUGGAGUGUGAGUCGGAUGAUGAAGGUGGCGAUGGCGGUGAACAGCGUGAGAGCAACAGCCGUGGCAGCUACAAUCGGCGCAAGGCCAGCAAGCAGCAAGAUCCGAUGCGCCAGAAGCGUCGGGCGUUGGUUAAGCCGCACCCGUUGAGCGUGACCAUCGUGAUUCGCAGCAAGGAGGGCAAGGAAUCGCUAGCGCUCUGCUUCCGGUACUUUCCGAGUGCCGGGUUUGUAACGGCAAAGUGCUCGCUGGUUGACUUUGAGGUGGCCGGAGUAGCCGCUGGGGACAUCAUGUCCCAGGAGAGCAUCCUGAACGAGCUGUUUGAGGACGACAACGGCGAGGCCAGCCCAAAUCCGAAGACCAAGUUCCAACUGCAGGAGGUCGGACUCGACAUGGACAAGUUUAUGACGAUCAUGAAGGAGAAAGACCUGGGCAAGCCGUACAAGUGGGCCCAGGAACUGUGCGGAAUCGAGUUUGUCGACUCUGGCGAGAAGUUCCUCGCGGCCAGUGACAAGUGGCAAAAGACGAUCCCCACGAUCGUCAAAGCGAUCCGAACCCGCUGGGAGGCGCGCCUUCGUCUCUACCAGCAGGUUCACGAGCUCGAAACCGGCACCGUGGACACCACUAUCAACCUGGAGCACAACAAUCCGAUCCGAAUUUCCAGCACCCUGCUCCAGUGGACUGCCCUGUCCUACGCGGAAUACGCCGGCUCCGGCGUCACCACCAAAUUCAUCGAGCAAAGCAACGGCAACGAUCUGUACUUCCGAGCGAUCGUAACCCGCGGCUCGGCCAAACUAGAAUGCUACAUCUGCGUGCCGUGCGGCUUCCCGGAAAGUGCCCCCCUCUGGUCGCUUUCCCUCAACUGGAAUGGGAAGCACUCGGCUGCGGACAAUGCCGCCAUUAGGGAAAUGGAAUCCUGGACCAACAGCCUCGAGUCCGCCAAACAUCCCAAAACGAUUCUCUCGGUCCAGCUGAAGCGCGCCAUGUCCUGCUUCGACAUCUUCCUCGAGACGGAGGGUCCCUUCUACUCCCCCGCGGAGUUCACCCAGGACAAGACGUACCUGAAGGCGUUCCGGGGAAGGGCCCGCGCACGGCCCUUCCGCAUCGCGUCCAACGGCAGCAGCUCGGUUUUCACGCAGAUUUAAGCGAACUCACUAACUGACAUCAAAUGCAUUAACGCAGUAAGAUAAACUUGAAUUGAUUGACGAAUUGA